This is a messenger RNA of Onychomys torridus (southern grasshopper mouse), 1626 nucleotides long. It is a transcript of the gene Ccdc160, whose product is annotated as coiled-coil domain containing 160. The record is from RefSeq and is a predicted model, not a curated record. NCBI's taxonomy places the organism in Eukaryota, Metazoa, Chordata, Mammalia, Rodentia, Cricetidae. The transcript is spliced from 3 exons. The coding region runs from base 226 to 1197 and encodes 323 amino acids.
GGAGCUGCACUGCAGAGGCUCUACCCCGGGCUAGCCUGGCCGGUCGCGGUCGCGGUGGCUAGCACUGAACAAGGGGCUGCCGCCUGCCGGUGGUGGCUGGCUUCGGGGAAGAGCGGACAGGGCUCUCCAGACCGCACCCGCGCUUCCAGCUCCAGUUGGAGACCAGUGACAUCCGGUCUAAGACCUUGGACCUCAGGAAGGGAAAUCAAGGAGGUACCCAACAAAAUGGAUGCUAGACGAAAGCAAUGGAAAGACAAUACGUUCACUCCUUUUUUAAAUGAGCCCGAUGUUCUAGAAGAGGCUGCUCCUCUUCAGUCUUUCUCUGAAGAAACACCUGCAGACAAAUCCAGGAGGAUGGGGAGAAUUUUUAACUUUGCCAGUAGAAAGGUGCAAGAAGGGAAUACAUUUAAGAGCAAAGACUGUUAUUCCCCGAUAAUGGAAAAAGAACAAGACCCCAAUUUCGGAGAGAGAAGGAUGAACGCAUCAAAGAGCAUAGCAAACACAGAGUCUUCCUUCUUGGACUUGCUUAAUUUAGGUAGUGCAACCAAGGAAAGUUCUCACAGAAGGGAGAGCGUCUCCGCGUGGAGUAGAAAGGAGUUGCCAACUGCAGCACAAGGCACCGGGAAGAAAUGGUCAGAAGAAAUGCCACCAAAACUCCGUCUGCACCUCCUGAAUGAAGAGCUGGGAGAACUUAACCUGAAAUGCCGGGAGAUCGAAGAGGACUUUGAAAACGCCGAAAAAGAACUUUUGAACUCUCGAAAGGAAGCCUCACCAAAAUCUGUCAAUCUUCAAGAACCAGGGACAGCUGCUUCAAAGAAUGACUGGGAACUGCAAGCUUUAAAAAAUGACCUGUCUGAAAAAGUGACAAACGUAAAAAACUUAACCGAAGAGCUCCAGCAAGCCAAAGAAGUCAUGUACAGGUUGGAUGUAGAGAACAGAAACUUGAAAGACACUGUCUUGAAACUGAAGCAUCAAACUGAACUCAGUACUGUGCUCCUCAGAGAAGAGAUGAGAUUGUUUUACGAGCUGGAAAUGGAAAAGAUCCGCUUAGAGCUGGGUGCCAUCAAGAAUGAGCUGAGAGCUGAGAAGACCCUGCGAGCAAAGAACAGCAGAACCCUGGAGUUGCUUGGAAGACAACUUGCUUCCGUGAUAAGGUCAUCGAAUACCGCUGACCACUUUACUGGGAAUGGUUUUUAAACUCAAGGGGGAAAAAAGACUUUCACUGGGCAAGUCAUUGAGCCAAGUUGAUGUUUAUUGUACUACCCAUUUGUGUACUGCUAAAAUGUAUUUGAUAGCUUGCAAUCUUUACGGUGAAUCAGAAUACCUACAGGUGAAUCAAAAUACCUACAGAUCAUGCAGAUGUUAACUUUGAAGCAUCUGUUUUCUCUUUUUGAUGAAGUCAUUGUAAGAAUCUGAACUGAUACUUCUAAAAUCUCUUUUAUAUGGGUGCAUAUAUAAUAUCACUAAAAGAAAACAACAAUAAAAAACCCAAACUGAUUCACCAGAUCACGGAUGAAACUGAAUCAGCAGCAUUGUGUAAUCUUGUUAGCCAUGUCCUUGGCACAUCAAUGUUCUCCCAUCUGUGGUAAUCAUUGUGAACAAUAAAAAUCUUGUUUACAUGUGUAA